GUCGACACGGGUGGCUCCGGCGGCAGAGCCUCCGGUCAGGCCACACAGCCAGGGAGACCGCACACAACCUGGCGCAGAGCAUGGAGAGCAAGCCCGUAAUCAUGUCUCGCCAGCAAGGAAUGACCCUGUUCAACCCCGUUCGCAACAGCCGUCACAACAGCCCCCGGCCGCCACGCCCGCCCGUGAGAACAACAACGACAUCAGCCAAACAGCGAGACCGACCAAGGAUCCGGCCGACGCCACACGCGCUACUUCGUCGGCGGCUCGUUCGCGAGAGCAAGGGAUCGACGUUGAUGAUGCCGGUGGUAAGACGAGCGGGCUGGCGCAGACGAGCGAGCUGGCGCAGGCGCAGGCGCAGUCGCAGGCUGCGUCGCAAGCGCAGGCUCCAGCGGGUCGAGAGGACUCGCCAGCCGGAGGGCGAAAGAUGCCAAGCAGCGCAAGCUCGGGACGCCCGCGGACAGCGUCAGGCGCAGACGCUGAUGGCGGAGCCAAGGCUGCAGACGGUCUGGCGUCGGCGGCGUCGCGGACAGAGGCCAAGCCGGGCGCGGUGGCCGAGGAGCAGGGCCCUGGCAGGUUGCUGGCGCAGAAGCGGCUGUCACAGGGCUCAGAGACCAAGCUCCAAGCCACAGGUUCGAGCGAGAUGACUCUUUCGCCACGCAAGACUGGCAACAUAUACGAGUCAAACGCCUCGGUCCGCUCGCCGGUCUCGUCGACGUCGGACGUAAUGCUCUCGGGCUCGGUCCGCAUCAUGACGGCCAAGGUGACAAGCAAGUCGCCGAGCGGCAUCACCCGCGGCUCGCAAAGCCAGUUUGUUCGCAAGAACUCGGGUCCGAUUCUGCGCAACGGCGACAGCUUGGCGCCGACCAAACCAGGUGGGCGGCGGUCGUCGGUCGAGCUGCGCAACUCGCUCUCGGCGUCGAUUUCACUCCUCGAGUCACUGCCUGAAGUCAACGAGCAGGUCAUGGUCAGGCCGAGCUCGCGGCAGACGCUCGGCGUCGAAAACUCAACCGGCUCGGCGGCGUCGCUGUCGGCAUCGGUCAUGGGCUCGCUUCUCGACGAGGAGGCCGACGUCGAGCCGACGCUUGUUGGUCUCACCUACUCGCUCUUCCUCGACAUCCAGCGGCUGCGGCCGGCCGACUCGCCGUUGAGUAAGACCGAGUUCCUCCUCCGGGUCAUCAAGCGAAUUAUGAUCAUCCGUCGGACGAUCAAGGCUGGUGACGGUGGGCGUGAUAGUAUCAGUCUCGCCGACUACCUCGCGCCGCAGAACCGGCGCAUGUCGACCACGCUCACACUGCCGUCGCGGAAGCAACUGUCCGGCGGCUCUGGUAGUCUCUCGCGGUCUCCGUCGCCACGCCUGGUGGUGGUGAAGCCGGACAAUGGCAGGGAGAAGGAGAAGAGCAAGGGCAAGGAGAAGGAGCGCGACGGCGACGGCGAGUCGGAUGACGACUCGGACGAUGACUCAGACUCAGACUCGUCUUCGGGCUCGAGUGACGACUCGGAAGACGGCAGCGCCGUCCCGCGCGGCGGGUUUGCGUCACUGGAGGCGACGCUCGCUGCGGUGCAGGCUGCGGUGGCAGCCAAGGACGGUGGACGGUCCGACUCGCUGGCAGCAUUCCAGGCCGAGGCUGAGGCCAUCCGGGCAAGGAACAGUGCUGAUGUUGACGCCAAAACCAGCGAAGUGCCGGUGACGCAGAUGUCUGGAACGCGGACCUCGAUCUCAGGCUCGGCGCUCGACAAGGACUCGGACUCGGACCUUGAGCUUGACGGCGUGCUGGAUGACUCGGAGCUGGAGGACAUUGUCGAGUCGGUGGCAGUCAUUGUUCGCCUGGCCAAGGCCCGCAUCGAGCAAGCAUCCAACAUCUCGAAGCGGUAUCAGCGGAAGCGUGGCGAGCCGCGGCUCUCGGCCGUCCUCGGCUACCCAGACUCACUCUCCGACUACAAGUUCCCCGAGGUGGCCCAGACCAUGAUGCAAACAUACCACGCGCCUGGCAAAGCGCAACUUGCGCCGUCGGGCCGCGCCCUCUCGCGGACAAGGUCGGCCAGCAGGCUCGAUGUCGACGCGGCGACCGACACCCAGAUCUUCUCGACCGUCCAAAAAUGGAAGCGCAAGAUGCAAUCGGUCUCGGUUGAAGCCAUGGCGGCGAACGGGCGCGGCGGAACCAUGGUCGACGCGUCGAUGAAUGACAUGCGUCGGGCGUCCAAGCUCGUGGCCACGCUCCUCUCGCACGCGCGGGCCAAGCUCGUGAGCGGCAAGAAAAUCGCCGUCUCGCGGAUCAUCGACCCCGAACUGGCGUCAUCGAUGACGCGCACCUUUCACGGCAAGAUCGAGGACGGCACGCUUGUGGAGGACGUCGAGCUUGACGAGUUCUUCUCGCUCCUGCAGAAAGGUAUCCGCGGUGAGAUCUGGCUCAACCGUAAGCUCCCGUCCAACGUCUUCCGCAAGGAGCUCCGCUCGUCGCGGGCGCUCGUCCGCGAGAAGUCGCGUGGCUCGCCCUCGUUUCAGCGCGCACUCUCGCGCUCGUGUCGUUCCUCAGCCGUCGGCCUCGACGGCGCCCCCAUCCCAGGCCUGCCCCAGCCCCAAGGUCCCGGCUCUGGCACACCCCCGCGCCGCACCUCGGGUCCGCGCCUCAUCCCAGCUUCGGCAGCCAAGCCACGCAACUCAAUCGUCACCUCGCUCGUCCGCAACUCGGAGAUGUUUGACACUAUCUAAGCCAACUUGCUCUGCUGCGCGACUAUGUCGGCUACGAACAGGCGCAAGGCAUGUAAACAAGGCUAUGUGUGGGU
Thecamonas trahens ATCC 50062 is the source of this 2784-nucleotide messenger RNA. RefSeq lists its product as uncharacterized. Bases 425 to 2710 code for a protein of 761 amino acids. The record is from RefSeq and is a predicted model, not a curated record. The transcript has a single exon. NCBI's taxonomy places the organism in Eukaryota, Apusomonadida, Apusomonadidae.